GUGAAAGGCAGGCAGAGAGAGGAGGAAGUGAAGUGAAGGGGGAGUGACUGCAGCAUGCACUGUUAGGAGAAGCUGCUCUACAGACUUCAGAAGGCAGAGGGGUAGCUACUUUUUAGAAACUCUCUUCUCCUUGGAACUGUUUACUGCUUUAUUCUAUGAGUGCCACAAGUGUGCUGUCCUUCAGUCCAUCAGCCAUGCCUGGCCCAGUAAUGCCGAUGGAUGUGGCGAUGAGGUUCUACAUCAGCCACUCUCCGCCCCCCCUGCGAGGCUUCCUCAGCUCCUAUGAGGAUCUGCACAGGGCCAAGAACCGGGUCAACCGGUCCGGCGUCCGCGGCCAGCAGCUCUACAAACCGCUGCGGCCCUGCAUCAGCAGCCAGCAGAAAGCAGCCGUGGACGACUGCGAGGGCUGGAGCAACAACAACGGCAUCAAGGCCAGCAAGAAGAGGGUGGUGUUCGCCGACACCAAGGGCAUGUCGCUCACCGCCAUCCACGUCUUCUCCAAGUUCGACGACGAGCCGUAUCAAACCAAGCGGGGCGGACGGGUCGUGGAGGAGCUGCAGUUCGACAUGACGGACCUGGAGUCGGCCACAAUGGACCUAAAGAUCAGCUCAGAACGCAGCCUGGUGCUUGACUUUAACCAGCCCUCAGCCGACUACCUGGACUUCCGGAACCGCCUGAUUCAGAACUCGGUCUGCUUGGAGAACUGCUCCCUGCAGGAGCGCUCGCUGACUGGCACCAUCAAGGUCAGGAACAUCGGCUUCGAGAAGUCCGUGCAGGUGCGCAUCACCUACGACUCGUGGGUCAGCUUCACCGACGUGGAGUGCACCUUCAUGAACAACGUCUACGGCUGCCAGGACACCGACACCUUCGCGUUCGUCCUGGAGUUGCCCGCCUACGUCCCGCCUCAAAACCGGGUUGAGUUCUGCAUCUGCUUCAAAGUCCAGGGCCAGACCUUCUGGGACAAUAACGACAGCAAGAAUUACGUUCUGAAGCACGUCGGCUGGAACGGAGAGGACCUCGACACCCUGCCAUCCCAGACUUCUGUUGAGCAGAAGAAGGCUUCAGAGCACAAAAACGGGGGCGUGAAGGUUCUGGAUCUGGGGUUCGAUCAGUUCGGCAGCCCUCGCAUGUCCAGCGGACUGUUUCCCGGCUGGCAGAGCUGGGGUCAGGUCGAUAACACUGUGCCUUAUUGGUGAAAUGGUCUGGAUGUUUGCUGAGCUGGCAAUGGAGUAAGAUAACAGACACUAACAGGGCAUUCAGUGCAGAUCCAGCCGUGGCUUUGAGCUUGACUCUGGCUCACAGCCAGAAACUGAACUGAAGCAAACAGCCUCUGCUUUUUCAGCAGAGGAAGUACAUAAACCAGACACAAACUUAACUGUUAAUGUGCUCAACUGACCUGCUUUUUGCUGUUACACAGUCCUUUUAGCCUGAGACAAGAUGACGAUGAACUGUGCGGUUGGAAAACGAGGGAUGUUCAGAGGAAAAGUUCUGUUUUGUAAAAUAUUCAUGUGCCUUCUCAGAGUACCUGCCCACUGAUACGCAGAAUAUUUGUACGAUCCACCACCAAUGUUGAGCCCCUUUAAAGUGCCUGAUGCAUGGGUUAAAUAUGCACUGAUUGAGAUGUCCCUUUCAAUGUGAUGUCUGGAAAUGGAGCUGAUUAAGUCCUUCAUAUUGAAGGGAAAGCAUGGGGAGUGCAUGGCGACAAAAUUCUUCUCUGCUGAACACAGCUGAUUCAUUUCUAAUGGAAAAUGCACACUAAAACCUUUUGCACCAUCAUGAAAGAAAAUAAUCACACAUGAUUCAGAAUGGCCUUCAUUUUUAACAGUCAUGCAGCCCUUUCUUUCCCUCCAUGUAAAUUGCACGUCUGUCUGGUGAAGAAAAGAAAAAAGUCUGGGUGAUGUAAUUUUGAGGUAUUAAGGAACUGAGCUGCUAUCAACAGAAGUGUCACAAGAAAGUUCUCGGUAUGUGAUUGGUUGAAGAAGAAGUUAGGAAAUGUGAGUGGUGGAAGGAAGAAGUGAUGUAAAGAUGUAAUGUUUCUGUUUGCUUGUUCUCACAAGUGCAAUUCUUUGGUGAUGAGUGUACAGUAUGUGUGGCUGGAAUCAAGAUGUAUUUUUUUUCUCACUGUGAAGAAAGUUUGUGUCCCAGCAUUCUGUGUAUCACUUGAAGGUGUGUGUUGGUGACACGCACCGUGUCGAUUGUGUAUUUCCCUUUUUGAAAUAAAUUUCUAUAUUUGUGCUAAAA
Messenger RNA from Amphiprion ocellaris (clown anemonefish), 2241 nucleotides. Its product is annotated as protein phosphatase 1 regulatory subunit 3C-B. The coding region runs from base 156 to 1196 and encodes 346 amino acids. Gene Ontology annotation, cellular component: protein phosphatase type 1 complex. NCBI's taxonomy places the organism in Eukaryota, Metazoa, Chordata, Actinopteri, Pomacentridae. The record is from RefSeq and is a predicted model, not a curated record. Gene Ontology annotation, biological process: regulation of glycogen biosynthetic process. The transcript is spliced from 2 exons. Gene Ontology annotation, molecular function: glycogen binding; protein phosphatase 1 binding.